CCAACUGUGCUGCAGCUGUUCGAAGCAAGCAACCACAUCAUCUUCAAUGACCGCGGCACAGGCAUCAAGUUUGGCGACCUCUUCAAGCAGCAGCGCGCGCUCGUCUUCUUCUUGCGCCACUGGUGGUGCCCCUUCUGCCAGCAGUUCGCUCAGUCACUCAAGCACAUCGACCUAGCCCCACUCAAGCGCGCCGGCCUGGACAUCGUCAUCAUCGGUCAAGGCAGCUGGCAGGUUAUCACGUCUUUCAAAGCGGUACUCGGCGUUCCAUUCCCGCUGUAUGCGGACCCUGAGCGCAACGUGUACAAGUCCCUCGGCAUGACGAUGCGCACCAACGACCCCGGUCCUGAGUGCGCCGUGCCUGACUAUAUAAAGCACGGUAUGACCAAGGCCACUUUUACGGCCAUCAAAAUCGGCUCCCCUGGAGACCUCAAGCUUCUUGGGGGCGAGUUCAUUCUCGGUCCCGGCCUGCAGUGCUCCUUCACGCACCGCAUGGUCACCGUCCGCGGCCACCUUGACGCGCAUCGCAUCUUAGCGCAGACAGGCAUCGAC
Molecule: messenger RNA, 549 nt
Organism: Tilletiaria anomala UBC 951
Lineage: Eukaryota; Fungi; Basidiomycota; Exobasidiomycetes; Georgefischeriales; Tilletiariaceae
Exons: 2
Source: RefSeq, a predicted model, not a curated record